Messenger RNA from Pestalotiopsis fici W106-1, 1083 nucleotides. RefSeq lists its product as uncharacterized. Gene Ontology annotation, cellular component: multimeric ribonuclease P complex; ribonuclease MRP complex. Gene Ontology annotation, molecular function: ribonuclease MRP activity; ribonuclease P activity. The record is from RefSeq and is a predicted model, not a curated record. NCBI's taxonomy places the organism in Eukaryota, Fungi, Ascomycota, Sordariomycetes, Amphisphaeriales, Sporocadaceae. The transcript is spliced from 4 exons. Gene Ontology annotation, biological process: tRNA 3'-end processing; endonucleolytic cleavage in ITS1 to separate SSU-rRNA from 5.8S rRNA and LSU-rRNA from tricistronic rRNA transcript (SSU-rRNA, 5.8S rRNA, LSU-rRNA); tRNA 5'-leader removal. The coding region runs from base 1 to 1083 and encodes 360 amino acids.
AUGCUUUUUCACCUAUGGCACGUUGACUCACCCGGAGCCAAAGCAGCUGCCCUCAAAAGGAAAGCCAUGGGCCAAUCUCCUGGCUCAAGAUUUUAUUCACAAGGUUUGCAACUAAUCUACCAAAUCAUUGAAGCCCACAUUGACAGCCUCCAGGUUGAUCUUAUACUUCCGCAAGAGGCAGCAGAUAAGCUGAGGAUCAAGCUUGCACAAGAGACCUACUCGCCUACGUAUUAUCGCGUGAUCAUGAAGCUCGCUGAUAUACUCGAUGGUGACUUCUUCACACAAAACAUCAAAUUAGGGAGCAUCAUGAUGCUUUCCAAUGGGAACACGAGCCAGGAGAAUGUCUUCUCUCUCAGGGAUGGUAUACUCACAAUGUUUCUCGACAAGGAGGCAUACGAGAGAGCAGGCCUCGUAGGCCAGCCUCAUGGUGUCAAGGGCAAGCGUGGCCUCAAACCCAGGUGGGUUGUUCAAUAUGACUUAAGAGCACCUGCAAGUUUCCCAGGAAAGAAAGGAUACGAUCGAUUGCUGUACGCUUGCAGAAAUGUAUUCGAUCAACCAAUUACCUGGCUGUUUCAUCGCCAAUCGAGCACUCCCGACCCUGAUCCCUUACUCAAUUUCUUUCCAACCAAGUAUAGCUCUGCACCUUUCAUGGAAGAGGACUUGGAUGUUCAGACACCUACUCUAAAGAUCCCAGGCCAUGCUCUUACAGAUGACGGCCGAUUGGAGCUCGAGGACUUUGCAACAGAGAUCUACGAAUGGCUGUCGCUCCUGAGACUGAAAAGCCCAAGAGUGGAAAGUGGCGACAAUAUUGACCCGUUCUUAUCACGGUAUUCGGUUCCAGCACAUGGUCAGGUAGAUUCAUCGAGGCUGUGCAAGAUCAGCUGGCAAGGGUUCAUUGCUCCCGGCUGGGCAAGACAGGUACUGGUGGACGUCAUCCUCUCAGUCUCUUCCCGUUCGUGGUUCUCGCUACAUGCCGCGUCCUUUGGAAAGGGCGUGAAAGGCGAAAGCUCCGAAUGUACAAUCCUCCGGCUACCCGGUGCUCCGGGUGAAUACCUCCUCUGGGAUAUUCAUGGCCACGAGUGA